Nasonia vitripennis (jewel wasp) is the source of this 4862-nucleotide messenger RNA. RefSeq names its product potassium voltage-gated channel subfamily KQT member 1 (gene KCNQ). The record is from RefSeq and is a predicted model, not a curated record. Gene Ontology annotation, cellular component: membrane. NCBI's taxonomy places the organism in Eukaryota, Metazoa, Arthropoda, Insecta, Hymenoptera, Pteromalidae. The coding region runs from base 610 to 3738 and encodes 1042 amino acids. The transcript has 20 exons. Gene Ontology annotation, molecular function: voltage-gated potassium channel activity. Gene Ontology annotation, biological process: potassium ion transport; transmembrane transport.
AGCAGAGCGAACGCACGUUCGCCGGGGGCAGCGCAGCGCGCCGCCGAGGCGCUUCUCUCCCCUCUGCCUAUAUACCUAUAGCUAUCAUAGUUACAGGACUGUUGUACCACUGAGUUUGCAGUGCUUUGACUCGUCACCGACGACGACGAUGCGGUCAUAGUGUCAUGUAUAUUUUGGUGAUUUACAAUAUGAUGUUGCUGUGAAGGUGCGCGAUAUCGCAGCGGAUGCUAUAAUCGACAUAGGUAUCUUAAGUGCCGCGGGUGUGAUAAGGAGCUGCUGCCUUCGCUCAUAGUGUGUCACCGGCAGCUCACCUGAGUUGCAGCAGCAGCAGCAGCAGCAGCAGCGGAAUUUGACACCACAGGGGCAGCAGCAGCAGGUUCUCGGAGGAGCCUCAACGACGACGACAGGUCGCUAGGGGGGAAACUCGAGAGCGUAACAAACGGAAGCUCUCGCUACCUCUCUACCGGCAGAGCCACUUCCAGAUGUCCUACGAUUCAAUGAGGCAGCAUUGAAUCGUUCCGAGAAAUGUCCGACAAAGAUCGAAAGAGGUUGCCUAGCUGACAAACAAAUCCACCGUUAAAAUGACGCAGUUUUUGUCCACCAGCGAUAAUGACGUCGGAGACGUCGUCGGCAGCUGACAGUCCAGCGCUGCUGCAUCGGCCCCUGUUGACAACGUAUUCCGACAGCGCAGCUCUCGGCGCCUACAGUAGCCGGACCGGUUGCAGCGCUGGGCUCGACGCGACGACUACUGGCUCGCCCCGAAGAACGACGACGGCGACGAGCAGCACGACGUCGCCGCCGACGGCACGAUUCUCGCCCCCCAGUGUGCGAUUUCACACCCUCGACAUGGACCAAAAGACGCUUAGGAGCGGCGGCGUAGGUGGACGUCUGGCAGCCCCGCGGAUGUCACUGCUGGGACGCCCGGUGAACUAUCGGGCGACUCGUCGCGAUGCCCGCUACCGGCGACUCCAAGCCCGCGUCUACAAUUUCCUCGAGCGGCCCCGCGGCGUUUAUGCCGUCACGUACCACAUGAUCGUAUUUUGUAUGGUCUUUAUGUGCCUGGUCCUCUCGGUGUUCAGUACGAUAGACGAGUACGAGAAAGAAGCUGGAGUUCUCCUUUUUUACAUGGAAAUGGUCGUAGUAGUCUGGUUCACCGCUGAGUUCUUUUUUAGGUUAUGGUCGUCAGGAUGUCGCUCGAGGUAUCAAACAGCCAUCGGUCGGCUGAAGUUCCUUCGGCGGCCGUUCUGCAUCAUCGAUGUGAUAACGAUAAUCGCGAGCGUGGUCGUGCUCGCGAUGCGGAGCAGCGGCCAGGUGUUCGCGGCGAGCGCCCUCCGGGGUCUCCGAUUCUUCCAGAUCCUCCGGAUGGUGCGGAUGGACCGCCGCGGCGGCACGUGGAAGCUCCUGGGCAGCGUCGUAUACGCUCAUCGACAAGAACUUAUUACCACGCUUUACAUCGGCUUCCUCGGACUGAUCUUCGCCAGCUUCUUGGUCUACCUCGCCGAGAAGGACGACGAGCACUUCAAUAACUUUGCCAAAGCCCUCUGGUGGGGAGUGAUCACACUCUGCACCGUGGGCUACGGCGACGCCGUGCCAAAAACCUGGCAGGGCAAAGUUAUCGCUUCCUUCUGCGCACUGCUCGGAAUAUCCUUCUUCGCCUUACCAGCUGGAAUUCUGGGCUCGGGAUUCGCCCUGAAGGUCCAGCAGCAGCAGCGCCAGAAGCACAUGAUCCGGCGAAGACAGCCGGCUGCCAGUUUAAUUCAGGCCCUCUGGAGGUGUUACGCGGCCGACGAGCACAGCAUGAGCGUCGCGACCUGGAAAAUUCAUCAAGUUCCGCUGCCAAGUCCGCCAAGUAGUCGACCCUCUUCUAGCUUUAAGCACAAUGCGUCAUUUGUCAGCCGGCUGCCAACGAUUCGGCGGCCCAAGAGCACCUCUUUGCACAGUCCUAGCCUUCACAAACUCGUUCAUCAGGGCUACCAAAGUCAGCGGGGAAACGUUACCCGGGGCUUCGCGGAUCUCAUCGCCUCGGCCGAGAAUUUGGACAAUGAGAAGGCGGCACGAAUUCUAGGUGGUCAGCCAAACACCAACGGCAACAGCAACAACAGCAACGAGCAGACUGGUGGUGGUGGGGGUGGCAUGACCACCGGCAGACAAUUAAACGCGAGCUACUCGGAGGAUUCCGUGACGGAAACGGCCUUGUCGAAGAGAAAUUCCGACGCAGCGAAGUACCGGAUUGGGAGAUCGUCGUCGACCCUCGAGCUGCGCGAGCUGCGCAUCGACGGUCUGAUCGGUCGACUCGGCGAGACAUCCUCGACUCUGCCGCUAGCCCUCGCGGGUCUAGUCUCCCCGCUGCCCCCGCUGCCGGAACUCCUUGGAUCGCCGACCUCCCCGAACGCGUCUCCGACCUCCGAGAAGAAUGAGGACGAGGAGCCUCGAUGUGUCCAGCUAACGAAUCAGCACAAGGCCGCGAUUAGGGCGAUUCGAAAGCUGAAAUACUUCGUGGCCCGCAAGAAGUUCAGGGAAGCCCUGAAACCUUACGACGUCAAGGACGUGAUUGAACAAUACAGCUCCGGCCACGCCGAUCUACUGAAUCGCGUACGAAAUCUGCACUUCAGGUUAGAUCAAAUUUUGGGUAAGCAAGGUUCCAAGGCGAGGGACGUUUACGCUUCGAAGAUUAGUUUAGCCUCGAGAAUCGUGAAGGUCGAAAGGCAGGUCGAUGACAUCGAAAUGAAACUCGACCAGCUUAUCGAGCUGUACAUGGAGGACCGUAAGCGGCUGCUGGCGCUACCGACGCCGGAACCGGGACCAGCUUACGGCAGCGGUGGUGGUAAUGGUGCUGGUGCGGCAGCCGGAGUAGGUGCCGGGACGAGCGGCGUCGCGCCGGACACGCCGCUGUCCGCGGGCCUCGGGGCGCCCGGCAGCUGCGGCUUCGUCCUCAAGCCGAUCCUCGUGGACAAGCAGCUGUCCGAGCCGAGCUCCCCGACGAGCGGUAACUUCCGCGAGACGACUCCCGAUCGCAGUCACCACCACCACUACCACCACCAUCACCCCGGCGGCAAGCCCAGGCAGAUGCACCGGGGACACUCGGACCUCGGCAGUCGCGUCAAGAAGCGCGUUACUCUAAGUUCCAUUCCGUCACACUUGGUGCUUCCGGUGGACGCGGGCAAGCCACCCCGACUGCCAAGCUCGCCGACGAUCCAGUCGGCGCCGCCCUCGGCCAUGACCACGAGGCAGGGCGACGUCGUGAUAAUGGUGCCUCCGCUCGCCGGUGCCGGCUCGGAUUCCGAGGCCAACCCCGAGCCCGAAGACUCGAGGACGACGCAGGCCUACUCCUCCGCCUCCUCCACGACGGCGGUGACGAGCGUCGCCGGGCAGGUCGAAUUGCCGAGCAGCGCGCAAACCGCCGACGAGUCCUCCGGUGGGUGUAAGGAUCAGUUCAACUUUUUCCUCAAUCGGCUGGACGAGCACGAGGGCGUAUACUCGCCGGUCGAUUCGGAGGAGGACGACGAGGAGGACGAGGAAGAGGAGGAGGACGAAGACGAGGAGGAGGAAACGGACGAGCGCGGCGAGCCCGACUACGAGGAGGAGGAGGAAGAGACCUCCUGCGAGAACACGGCCCUCCUCGGCUCGGGCAGCGUGCGUACCCAGAUCAUCGUGACCCCGAGCAUGUCGCCGGUCCAGAGCAGCCAGGACCUCGCCCUCGUCGUCGAGCACCACCACCAGUCGGAUUCGCGUUCCUAGCCUCAUCCUCGCCGUCAACAGCACCAACACCGUCCCUCGUGCGGAGCCUACAGGAUGCUGCGACAUUAGCUUUAACACCCGCGACACCACGCUCACACACUCAUAGUCACACCGAGAGAGCGGGCUUGUGUACUGUAUACUUGUUUAUCAUAGUCUCGAGGGGGGGGGGGGGCAAAGAGGUUCUUUGGUCUGUGCCUAUCUUAGUUCGAAGUCGCGAAGCUGUACGGCAUUGGUUCGGGGAAGCUUGUCGGUGAGGCUUGGUUUCCGCCGUUUUUUUUUUCUUCGAAUUCGAAAGGGUGAUCGUUAAUUUCUAGUCAACUAUAAUGUACUUCGUCGAUAGAGGAACCAAGUCCAACCGAGAGCUCGUUUACGGUCUAGGUAAAUCAUCGUUAAAUACUGCGUUGAAGGUUGUUGAUUAUUGUUUUAGUUCUCGUAGUCAAUGAUACUUUUAGUUUAAGUCAUCGCAAUCUCUGAAAUUUUGUAUAGAUGCGUGUACAAAUUUUAGAAGAGAUACGCUAGUGUUCGACUGUAAGAGUGUGUACAGAGUCUGUAUGAACUUUUGUUAUGAUUUAUACUUUGAGUUUUAUACUUUGUUGUUAGAGAGUGUACUGCUUUGUCAAACUAUCCAUCGGCAACACCACGACUCACGACAGGAAGUAAAGUACGCUAUAUACGUCCAGUUAUAUAUUAUUCGACAUUUUAUCGCUCGAUUCUCCGUCAGAUGCACUCCACAUAUAGUUUUACCUCGUUAAGGCAUAAUAAGUCUGUUGAAUUUGUUAGAUAUAGUCAACGAUCGUUUGUUAUAAUCGAAUAAACAAUGCCAUACAGCGAGCAUGCGAAGAGGAAAAGAAAAUCGUCGAACAACGACAGGGUCCAGCUCCUAUAUAUAUAUAUAUAUAUAUAUAGUUGUAUUUAUACAUAUAAUAAAUAGAUCGAUUCUCAUAGCCCUCCGGCAGGGCUAGUUCUAGUAUAAACUCGUUUCUUUCUAUAUCAGUUAAGAGCUUCGGUUUGUAAAUCGCGCUAGUGAAAGCCAAAGGGAGAAGUGGCACAACGAAAGGAGCACUGAGAACAAGAAUAUAUAAGAGCGACGGCUAUAAUAGGUAGAAAUCGAAAGUGCUAUAUAU